Messenger RNA from Fibroporia radiculosa, 1164 nucleotides. RefSeq lists its product as uncharacterized. The coding region runs from base 1 to 1164 and encodes 387 amino acids. NCBI's taxonomy places the organism in Eukaryota, Fungi, Basidiomycota, Agaricomycetes, Polyporales, Fibroporiaceae. The record is from RefSeq and is a predicted model, not a curated record. The transcript is spliced from 3 exons.
AUGGCAUCUCUACCAGGGACUCCCUUACCUCCGGCAAGUCAGCCGCAUGACGGAGUCCCGCUUGAACUAGAGGCGGGAGAGGUGCUUACAAAAGGAGACAGGGGCAAUACACAGUCCUCGUCCACACUCGCGGCAACAAAGGUUGGGGAGCUGCAGUACAGGCUUUCUGGGCGAUCAAUUGAACUUCCAGUCGAAUUAUGGUGGAAGAUAAUCGACUUCUUAGCCGGCGACAUCUGGAACACACGGGAUGGUGGAACACAGAUGCGAAAGCUUGCGAGAGUAAAUCGAGCGUGGUACACACGGUGCCGCGUUUGUGCCGAGGAGAGGCUGGACAUCAUGGGAAGAGACAAGAAAGGCGUGCAUCGGCUGAUCUGCAGACUAGACAAGCACUUAGGGCGAUAUAGCGCCAUCAAAAGAAUGCGAUUCGAGAACAAGAAGAUCAAUACGUUUGGGUCGUUUGCUGUCCGUAUGGCAGGGAAGCUGACCAACGUGGAGACACUCGUCCUCAACAUUGGUGAGUGGGAGCCUGGGCAGCUACACCCGCGCAUCUUCCUGUAUGUAAGGGCCGCGUUCGAGUCGGUGACCGCGCUCCACCUCGCCUGGGUCUCUUUCCCUUCUGCAGUGGUGUUUGGGCGACUGCUCUGUGCCCUUCCGCGUCUCGCCUCGCUCACAUGUAGCCGUGUGAAGUGCAAGAGAAGCUUUGUGCAACCCCCAGUGCCACGCCCUUUGCGAGUUUCUACCAUCGAUCUGUUAGACAGCCCUGACGUCGUUGACUUCCUCGUUGAGACUGGGGCUGGCGCCUCUCAUCACCACGUCACCAUCAGUGGACUCACUGGCCGACGACAGGGUUCGAGGGUGGUCGCUGUCGCUGCCCAGUCGCUCUCCUCGUUUCACCUCCACACAAGCUGGUAUCGUGCCCUGGAUUUUGAUGACUUGAGCCUUCUUCCCGAUCUCACGCCAGCUCAAAACCUGUGUGUGCUGUCGGUUCACAUCUCCCCCUCUUCCUUUAUCGUGCAAUGGCUAAAACCUGCCCUGCUUCGCACCCCUCUACCAAACCUACGAGAGCUUGGGAUUACUGUCGACCUCAGUCGUGACUCUCAGCGAAGGAGCAAUUUCGAUGAUUUUGAUGAUAACUCCUACAUAUACGCUGAUAGGCCCGCGUAG